GUCUGUCAGUGAUCUUGAUCGGUACCUAUCGAUUAGAUGAAGUUUAUUGUUCAUUGUGCUCGUAUUUUCAUAAUUCGAUUCGGAAUAAUAAAAAUCCAUGGAAAAUAACAGAGUUUUAGAUCCAGACGUUUCUGUCGAUUUUGAAGUGUUUGGGAAAGUGCAAGGUUGUGCAUUUACUAAAUACUGCAAAGAAAUGUGCGAAGGAUUGGGAAUAUCAGGCUGGGUAAAAAACACCAAGAAAGGAACAAUCGCCGGGAAACUGCAGGGCAAGAAAUCAACGGUUGAAAAUGUGAUAUACUGGUUGUCAAAUACUGGAUCACCUGGAGCUAAGAUUGAAAGAUGCGACUUGGCCAACUGGCAAAUGUUAGCCAAGCCCGAUUACACAAACUUCAGCAUUAGGUUUUGAUGGGAACAAAUAUUGCCACGGCCACUGACGACAAUUAAUUAAAUAAAAGUAUUUUGUUGUCUACAUAUUAUAUUUUAAAUGCAUUUUUAUAAUU
Molecule: messenger RNA, 500 nt
Organism: Cylas formicarius (sweet potato weevil)
Lineage: Eukaryota; Metazoa; Arthropoda; Insecta; Coleoptera; Brentidae
Product: acylphosphatase-2-like
Exons: 3
Coding region: 98-406 (102 amino acids)
Molecular function (GO): acylphosphatase activity
Source: RefSeq, a predicted model, not a curated record